GCCAUGGAGGCGGCGGGGCUGCCCGCCGCGCUGGAGCUGGCGGCCGGCGGCGGCGCGGGGCUGAGCCCGGAGAAGCGGGCGGCGCUGGGGGCUUCGCUGCCGCUGCUGCGGCGCGACUACCGCUUCGAGGCGGUCUGGUUCUGGGGCUGCGUCCAGGGCGUGCGCGGCGCCUACUACAUCGCCCAGGGGCUGGGGACAGACCGCGCCGCGCCCCGCAGCCGCCUCUACAGCUUGGACUGUGUGGAGUGGAGCCUGCUGACGCCGGUGACCAAGGAGGUGGAGGCGCAAGCUGAGAAGCUGAAGGGCCGUUUCCAGGGGGAUCCGUCUUUUCAGUACGAGUACGCCGAGGUAAACGCGGAAGAUGCCGAAAGAUUGCUCGAAGACGGUAACGUGCCUGUGAUCAAGGAGGAGGACCGCCUCAUAGCUACGAUAGACCAGAUAGACAGAGCAGUUGGUAUCAUCCCCCGAGGUGCGUUUGUGAAGACUCCUCUUGGGUCUGUGCAUGAAAACAGAAACUUUGAAGGUCUUUCUUUAACGGAGGCAAAAAAACUAAGUUCCUAUUUCCAUUUUAUGGAGCCUGUUAAUCUGAAGAAUAAAACCCUGCUGGAAAAGGCUAACUGGGACCCAUCCACUGACUUUCUGGACUCUCUGGAGCAUGAUAUCCCACAAGUGUGUCUCCAGCUGACCAACUUCCUUGUGUGACAGUCGUAUCUCAAGUGAAAUCAUCUAUGUCCCUGCCGCUGCAGUUCCAAACUACGCUCACAGCAUUUGGCUCAAAAUGCUGCACACUCAACAGAAGAUUUGUCCAUUUCAGAAGAUCCCCGCAGUUAGCAGGCCAGGUGCCUCUCCCAGCGGACUUGUGCAGAUGCAUCUUACCACAGGGAGAAAGCAGACAGGUACAGCCAACUUUAUGGGGCAGCUGCGGAGGGAAGUGAACAAGCAUGUAGAAGAAUCAAAGAAAAAAAUACGUCUGGCAAGUUCUCGUGGUGCCGUCAUGUUCCAUGAAAUUCACAUUCUGUGCUAGUGGACAGCCAAGCCUGUAACUACAGAUUUGCUUUAAUCACUGGACAGCUCCCAUGAGGCUGGACCCAGAUUCCCACCCCUGUAAUCUGCAGCAUUUGAUGAAAACAACUUGGAUUGAAUUAAUCUAUGGCUAACAGGCAAAGAUUGCAGUUUGGUUUCCCCUAAUUGCAGCCAAAGCAAGAUGACAUAUUUACUGCCUACUCAGACUAAUGAUGUUUGAAGUGGAUAAGGGGGAGAAGGAAAAACAAGUUUAGCCUUCACCUUUAAAAGGUCUGGAUAAACUCGCUGAACAAAACACUAUGCAUAACAUGUGAAUAGAUGGCAACUGAAACACAGAGGCAUCUCUGCAUUUCAGUAUCCGCAGACAAUUUGGAAAGCAAAAUCCUUGACUGGUUACAUGCAAUUCAUUAAAACCUUCAUUUAUCACAACACGAGUUCUGUCUGUGUAGCCAAAUUACUACUGGGCUGUAGACAAGCCUGCCUGUCAUUAUUUCCAGUUACACAAGAACGUAUUUCCUCCUUUAACCCUUACUCCUGGGAGCUGUACGCCAUUCUCUAGGCAUUUUGUAAGAGGAUUGCAGGUUCCAACCCAGUUGCCUCCUGACAAUGAUGAAAAUCAAUUUUUUUUUAAAAUCUGAUGGCUGUGAAAAAUCAAGUGAGGUCUGGGAUUCAGUGAACAGACAUACCCAGACGACAAACAGUGGGCAUUUGUACCUCAGGCUCCUUUAUCCUGAGCCUCAGUGGAGACUAAGGACUGAACUGGCAAUGACGGCUGCAGCCCUCCACACCGCAACUGAGGCCGGUUGGAAUCAUGACCCGUGAGUGCUCACAAUGCCUGUUUGGUUGAUUAAUAACUUCGGAGACAUUGGUCCCCCAGUUCUCUGACAGCUAAAGUAACUCAUUAUGCUACUACUUUAGACUGUGCUAGUUGCCCAUGACAAAAGGAAAGUCCUAUGAGGUCAUAUUACUCAGCUCCCUCAGGGGCUAAUUCAACACUUCCCUUUUCAUAGUGCCUUAUUCAGUCCAAUUACAAGCGUCCCAAGCAAAAAAGCUCACACUUUCCCUUCUGUGCAACCGACUGAUCUCAGCUUAUCAAUCUCAAAGAAACCGCUGUGAUCCACCUAUUCUGAUCUCUUACUAAGCAUGGGUUAUAGGUUAUGCUGUAUGAACUAGCCUGUAUCUUUAAAAUAGCUGGUCUUGAUUUACAGUCUUUUAGGACAAUUCAGCCACCAAUGAGUAAAUUGUCUAAUUAAACAGUUUAAUAAACCGUUUAAUUACCCACAGUUAAAUGCCUGCAUUUUAUUAUUUGAGUAUUU
Cygnus olor (mute swan) is the source of this 2339-nucleotide messenger RNA. RefSeq names its product radial spoke head component 9 (gene RSPH9). Gene Ontology annotation, biological process: axoneme assembly; cilium movement involved in cell motility; motile cilium assembly. Gene Ontology annotation, cellular component: axoneme. Lineage: Eukaryota; Metazoa; Chordata; Aves; Anseriformes; Anatidae. Bases 4 to 702 code for a protein of 232 amino acids. The transcript has 5 exons. The record is from RefSeq and is a predicted model, not a curated record.